Molecule: messenger RNA, 1113 nt
Organism: Xyrauchen texanus (razorback sucker)
Lineage: Eukaryota; Metazoa; Chordata; Actinopteri; Cypriniformes; Catostomidae
Product: C-C chemokine receptor type 6-like
Exons: 1
Coding region: 1-1113 (370 amino acids)
Biological process (GO): immune response; G protein-coupled receptor signaling pathway; chemotaxis
Cellular component (GO): membrane
Molecular function (GO): chemokine receptor activity
Source: RefSeq, a predicted model, not a curated record
AUGACUGACUCUGAUGGCUACACCGAAACUUAUUAUGAGGACUAUAGUAAUUGUUCUGGUUGUGAGGAUGAGGAGCUUUGUGACAUGAAUUGGAUCCAUCAACAAGAAGUGACCAUUCAAUCGUACAUCUACUCUCUGAUAUGUGCACUCGGUUUGGUGGGCAACAUUUUGGUGCUCCUCACAUAUGCAUUCUACAAGAAAGUGAAAAGCAUGACGGAUGUCUACCUGGUCAACUUGGCAUUGGCUGACCUUCUCUUCGUUAUCGCCCUUCCAUUGAUCAUCUACAAUGAACAGCAUGACUGGUACAUGGGCACAUGGGCCUGCAAGUUCUUGAGAGGAGCCUACAGCAUCAACCUGUACAGCAGUACGCUCCUUUUAGCAUGCAUCAGCGGCGAUCGCUAUAUCGCCAUCGUCCAGGCCAAGCGUUCGAUCCAAAUUCGAUCGCAAGCUCUGGUGUGUAGUUGUCUCAUUUGCUCACUAAUAUGGCUUCUUGCUUUUAUCUUGUCUCUGCCAACAUUCAUAUAUUACGAGCAGUACCGGGAAAACAAUGUCAGUGAAUGCAUCCUUAAUUUUGAGAGAAACAAUACGGCUAAACUGAUGAAGGUCCUGGUUCCAAGCAUGCAAAUGGCGGUAGGGUUUCUGUUACCAUUGGUGGUCAUGAUAUUCUGCUACUCUUGCAUCAUGGCGACUCUGCUCAAAGCAAGGAACUUCCAGAAGCACAAAGCAGUGUGGGUGGUCCUCAUGGUGGUCUUCGUGUUUGUCUUUUGCCAUCUGCCAUACAACGUGGCGCUCCUCGUCCACACCAGUAAAUUGUUCACGCACAGAGAUUGCAAGGUAGAGCAAGACACCCUUUUGACUUUGUCUAUCAGCAGGUGUGUGGCCUACCUUCACUGCUGCCUGAACCCCAUCCUCUACGCCUUCAUCGGGGUGAAAUUCAGGAGCCAUUUUUGUCAAAUAUUGCAGGACUUGUGGUUUCUGAGAAAAAAGUACAAUUACUCUGGACGCUCCUCUCAGCAGACCUCUGUGUUGUACAUAUCAGCAAACAAAACCAUGGUUGGAUACAAUCAGGAAAACCCAUCGUUUACAGACAUUUUACAUUCACAACAAGCUUAA